UCUGUGACAAGCACACAAUGUGUUUCAGAGAGGGAGAGAGGGACAACCACCGCAACUCUGCUUCACAGAGAGGAUUCAUCCCGUGCUUUAACUGAAAUAGGUGCCCAUCCUGUUUAUAUUUAGGUGCCAGAACUGCAGUCUUUCUAGACCAAUAUUCUACAAGAGGUGCAGGAACUCAAAGCAGUUGAACAUUUCGCCUUAGUUCCAGUGCGUUCCUGCUCAAGUCAAGCACUGGAUUCACCAGACAGACGAGCAGACAGACAGACAGAACGUUAGUUAUGAUUGACGGUAUAGAGGAGGACCUGUGAACUCUACUAACUAAACAAACUACUGUUUUCCUCAGUGGUUGGAUACGGAUUCCAAAUAUGGAGAACCUGCUGGCUAAGGCCCUGUAUGAUAACAUAGCCGAGUGCAGUGAUGAGCUGGGCUUCAGGAAGGGAGACGUGGUUACAGUGCUGCAACAGGAUGUAGAAGGGAGCUGUGGUUGGUGGAUGUGCUUUCUGUCUGGACGACAGGGCCUGGCCCCAGCCAAUCGCCUGCAGCUCCUACCACUGGCCCCACCCCAGACCCCGGCUCAGACCCAGGGCGAGGUUCCUGGUGAUGGUAGUGUUGACCCAGGCAGCAGUCAUGACAGUGACUCUGAUAGGCCGGGGAACCUCUACCAGAUCCCCAGCAUGUCCCGACACACCCAGUCCUCCAGCCCCGCCUACGAAUGCAUGGACCGUGCCUACAAGGCAUCUGUCAGCAGUGUGUUCUCUGGCUGUUCCAAGGGAGAGGUGUAUGAUGUCCCCAGCCUUGUCAGACGAGCCUCUCUAUUCCCUGCAUCCACAACACCGCGACAUUUGACCCAGAAGGCUUCGGUGAUGGAAACCUCUGAUCUGGAGAGACAAUUUGACACCCGGAGCAGUAGGAGGCGCUGCAGCCCCAGUCCCAGCCUGGACUAUGUGUAUGCUGCUCCACCCACGGUGGUCCCAGACCCCAGCUAUGACAUCCCUAUUCCCUCCUCCGUCCCCCCCUCCAUCCCUCCGGCUUCAGUCAUCCAGCAGAGGCUAGUGGCCGGAGGCUACAAUACCUCACCCAGCCCCCAGAGACAGCCUAGCAGUUACAGCACCCUUCCCAACCCCCGCAAGUCAGACUGGAUCUAUGAUGUACCCAGCUCUCCUGAGAAACCUGGUGGUGAGCCUGGGUACUACACCAUUCUGCCAUCUGGUGGCCAACCUGGAUAUUACACACACCUGCCAUUUGGUGGCCAGCCUGGGUACUACACCACCCUGCCCUCCAAGGCCCUGAGCUCGGACAGGCAGCUCCACGACACUCUGACAGACCGUAACUGCUCUGCUCAGUCCUUCUAUGACAUCCCCAAACCUAGAUCCCCUCCCCAGGGGUCCAAGGACCCCCCCAACCCCCCCAGGGUCCUCCCCAGGCCUCCUCUCUACGACAGACCCCCAGGGCAGAUGCAGAUGGACAAGGAGCACUGUGUGUACGCUGUCCCCCCUCGGGAGCAGCUCUCAGUCUUCGUCCCCCACAGAGGACACCAUGUCCCGUUGGAGUGUCGGGGGGACUCUGGUCCUACCUACGACCACCCCAACCCCCAGGGCAGGCUGCAGAGGGGCCGUCUGGGGCUAGUGGCUGGGGCUCUGGGAGCCAGGCCUGGUAGGGGAGACACUCUGUUACAGGAAGAGGAUGAAGAGAGCGGUAGAAUGACAACAUCAACAUCAGACAAACAGAGGAUCAGCACAGCCUCCACGUCCUCCACCUCCUCCUCCUGCGACUCCCUGGCGCUGUGCUCCUCUUCCUCCCCGGAGCCGCAGCGGGAGGUGUGUCUGAGCCAGGAGGAGGCGUGUCGCAGGCUGCUCAUCCUACAGCAGGAGGUGUGCAGGGAGGUGCCGCGACUCAUGGAAUUCGUCUCCUCUAGCUGGAGGAGCAAGGAUCACCUGGAAAAGCACCUCACGGAGAUCAGGUCUGCAGCAGAGGGUGUGGCGGGGUCGGUGACAUCCUUUCUGAGCUUUGCCCUGGAUGUGAAAGGUAACGCCCGGCGCCUGACCGACUCCAACCUGCAGGCGCGUCUCCAGCGCCAGCUCUCAGUGUUGGAGGACUCCGGCCUCAUCUUGCAGCAGGCCGUCAGCUCCCUGGGCGUCGCCGGCUGGCCCCUCCCUUUGCUGGCCCAGGAUCCCGCCCAGAACCACACCCCAGACCAGCUAGACAGCCUCGUCAGGGUAACCAGGACCAUCCCUGAAGAUGUCAAGAGAAUGGUAUCCAUCGUCAAUGCCAACGCCAAGCUGCUGUUCCGGCCCAGUACCAGUACCACCAAUAACACCGGUAUCUCUACCAGUCAGUUUAUGAAGAAGAGAACAGAGCAGGGAGAAUACUCAGGAACAGAUCAUCAUGACAAUGUCCAGCUACAGGAGGACCAGAAGCGUUGUGUGUCUGAACCCCAGGUCUGUGUGGACGGCCCUAGGAGAUCUUCAGAAUCCCUGUCCCAGAGGAAGCCCUUCAUCUCUGACUCUGGUGACGCCCCCAGGAGGACCUCUGAGCCCCAGGUCUCCCUGUCUGCUAGGAUGGCCUCUCAGUCUGAGCCCCAGGUCUCCCUGUCUGCUAGGAUGGCCUCUCAGUCUGAGCCCCAGGUCUCCCUGUUUGCUAGGAUGGCCUCUCAGUCUGAGCCCCAGGUCUCCCUGUCUGCUAGGAUGGCCUCUCAGUCUGAGCCCCAGGUCUCCCUGUCUGCUAGGAUGGCCUCUCAGUCUGAGCCCCAGGUCUCCCUGUUUGCUAGGAUGGCCUCUCAGUCUGAGCCACAGGUCUCCCUGUCUGCUAGGAUGGCCUCUCAGUCUGAGCCCCAGGUCUCCCUGUCUGCUAGGAUGGCCUCUCAGUCUGAGCCCCAGGUCUCCCUGUUUGCUAGGAUGGCCUCUCAGUCUGAGCCCCAGGUCUCCCUGUCUGCUAGGAUGGCCUCUCAGUCUGAGCCCCAGGUCUCCCUGUCUGCUAGGAUGGCCUCUCAGUCUGAGCCCCAGGUCUCUGAUGUCCCUAGCCCUGGGAAGUCCUUUAACUCCCAGGUAGACAGCCCUAAGAGACAGCCCACCCUGUCAGAACAUUGCCGGCUAUACUUCGGGGCGCUGCAGAAGGCAAUUUGUAUGUUCAUAACCAGCCUGGACAGCCAGGCCCCGGAGAAGUUCAUCUCCCACAGCAAGCUGAUCAUCAUGGUAGGCCAGCGACUGGUGGACACGCUGUACCGAGAGGCCCAGAAAGGAGAGGCCCAGAGAAGGGAGCCCGGGUCAGUGUCAGGGUUGGGGCCCAGCCACAGCCAGAACCAGGUUCUGCUGUGUAAGUGCAACCACAUGUGUGCCCUGUUAAAACGGCUGGCUGUAGCCACCAAGAAGGCAGCUCUACAUUACCCUGAGAGACAGGCUCUGCAGGAGGCCCAGGACUUUGCCAAGGAGCUGGCUCAGAGAGCACAGCACUUCAGGGUCUCCCUGGACCUCUGAGAGAGACAGACUUUUAUCUUAAGGACGCAACAGACAGUGCCGACGAACAGUGAAGUCCUAUCCCCUCUGACCACAGAACCGGCACCGUUCAUCAGCACCGUUCAUAUUUUGACUGUAUUCUGUUUCUAUACGAACCCAGUUAACCUAUAGCCUUCUACUACUGUUAUGUACAAAGCCUUCUCAAAAUACAAUUUAGUACAUUCCUAAUUUUAAAAUAUGAUUAAAAGGAUUAAAUAGUUGGAAAGAAUAAAAACAAGUUCACAGCUUAAUGAGAUAAAAAAAAUGAAUAAUUAAAAACAUUUAUUUUUGCUUCAAUGGUUUUGGUUUCACCAUUUCACUGUCCUUGUUCUGAAUGUGAGUGUAACGGAU
This is a messenger RNA of Oncorhynchus gorbuscha (pink salmon), 3842 nucleotides long. It is a transcript of the gene cass4, whose product is annotated as Cas scaffold protein family member 4. The transcript has 8 exons. Gene Ontology annotation, cellular component: plasma membrane; cytoplasm. Gene Ontology annotation, biological process: cell surface receptor protein tyrosine kinase signaling pathway; cell migration. The coding region runs from base 366 to 3473 and encodes 1035 amino acids. Lineage: Eukaryota; Metazoa; Chordata; Actinopteri; Salmoniformes; Salmonidae. The record is from RefSeq and is a predicted model, not a curated record. Gene Ontology annotation, molecular function: protein binding.